Molecule: messenger RNA, 777 nt
Organism: Phymastichus coffea
Lineage: Eukaryota; Metazoa; Arthropoda; Insecta; Hymenoptera; Eulophidae
Gene: LSm1
Product: U6 snRNA-associated Sm-like protein LSm1
Exons: 3
Coding region: 7-411 (134 amino acids)
Biological process (GO): deadenylation-dependent decapping of nuclear-transcribed mRNA
Cellular component (GO): Lsm1-7-Pat1 complex; P-body
Molecular function (GO): RNA cap binding
Source: RefSeq, a predicted model, not a curated record
GGAAAAAUGAAUGUCGUUCCUGGUACUGCUUCACUGCUCGAAGAACUUGAUAAAAAAUUGAUGGUUCUAUUGAGAGAUGGACGAACAUUAAUUGGAUACCUCAGAAGUGUAGAUCAAUUUGCAAACUUGGUUCUCCAUCGCACUAUUGAAAGGAUUCAUGUGGGCAAAGAGUAUGGUGAUAUACCUCGAGGAGUCUUCAUUGUGAGAGGAGAGAAUGUUGUUUUAUUAGGAGAAAUUGAUAAGGAUAAGGAAAAGAAUUUACCAUUAUCAGAAGUUUCAGUUGAUGAUAUCCUUGAUGCACAGAGAAGAGAACAAGAACAGAAACAAGAUCAAGAAAGGCUCAUGAACAAAGCACUGAAAGAUCGUGGUUUGUCAUAUAUACCUGAUUUAGGUCAUGAUGAUAUGUUUUGACCUACAUCAUUGUGAUAAAUUUGUUUUCACUCUAUCAUAUUUUAAUGUAUAACUUAAAAAAAAAACUUGAAAAACUUUUUAUUUCUGAUUUUGUGAAAUUCUGUGUACUUUUUAGUUAACUAUAUUCCAUUCAUUGACAUCAUAAGUAAUUCAUCUUUUUGAAAAAUGUUAUUUAAAGUUUAAAGUAUUUAAAUAUUAUUGUGAAAUAAAAAAUAAAGUGUAAAAAAGUAGGACUAUUAUUGACACCACUAAUUAAAAUGUACUCAGUCACGUUGAUAUAAUCUCUGUAAAUAUGAAUAAUUUUUGUAUUUUUCAAUAAGAAUUGAUAAAGAAACAAAUACAUUUCCAUCACGAAUUAGUUUAUUA